AUGCUUAUUACUUUGGUGCAAGAAAGGCCAGUUCUAUGGGAUAAGAGCUUAGAAGAAUAUAAGUACAAGAAUUUAACGCUCAAUGCAUGGGAAGAAAUAUGUGGUAUUUUAAAUAAAGAUUUUGAAAAUUUGGUCGAGACAAAUAAAAAAGUAUAUGAUGAUUCCGGACAUCCCGUGGAGCCAUGGCUCCUCACACCGAUCCUUAAUGCUGAAGAAAACACACCUCAAAGUCGAUACACCAACACCCAUAUAAGGUCAAGAGACAGUAUUGAGAGGUGUUUCGGUGUUCUUAAGUCAAGGUUUCGAUGUUUACUAAGAAAAAUGGAGUAUGAAACAACAAAAGUAGGCUGCAUUUUAAAUGCAUGUGCAGUUUAA
Messenger RNA from Parnassius apollo (apollo), 375 nucleotides. Lineage: Eukaryota; Metazoa; Arthropoda; Insecta; Lepidoptera; Papilionidae. The record is from the annotation of a GenBank genome assembly.